Molecule: messenger RNA, 1702 nt
Organism: Danio rerio (zebrafish)
Lineage: Eukaryota; Metazoa; Chordata; Actinopteri; Cypriniformes; Danionidae
Source: RefSeq, a predicted model, not a curated record
CUCAUACUGGUUAAAGUUCAGAGAUUGACGCCCCGCGUUUAAGAGCAAAACGUGUCGCAGUUUAGUCGCCUGAUCAGUUUAACUUCUGCUCAAAGCGAAACGAUUAGACUGGUUUACCUGCAGCAUGUUUACGUGGCGGAUGUUACCUUUACUUUAUCACUGUGAUUCAUCGGGUUGCAGCGAUUAAAACGAGCAAGAUCUCACAUUUUUUGAUACGUAUCUAGAUUAGUGAUGGAGGAGGAUCUAAUGAACCCAGUGGCUAAGAAAACUAAGGAGCAGUCCGGUAGUGUCCUUCUCACCUACUUCCAAGGAGACAUCAACAGCAUGGUGGAUGAGCAUUUCUCCCGGGCUCUGAGUCAAGCGGUGAAACCAAAGGAAAAGUCUGCUCAGACAAAUGGAUCCAGUCAAUGGGAAGCACAGUCACAAAGCAGGUUUCAACCCAUGUUUCCUCCAGAACAUCUCUGGUUAGGAACAAGCAGUGAGUCUCAUUCAAACUAUCACAUGUCACCGAAUCACCCUGCAAACUGUGGGAUUUUGUGGCCAGGGGAUUCAAGGCAUGGUAUGGGUCUCGCUCUGCCCCCCAUGAUGUACCCCUCUGUUUCGUGUCCUGAUGGGUUGAUAGCGCCAGAGGACCAGUACUCUAAUUCACUGUUACACUUGCUCCACAAUGAUCGUCCUGACACAAAGCAAGACCUCCACAUGAAUGGAUGGACAAAAUAUCCUGGACUUAGUAACCAGCACAAUCUAAAACCUGGUAUGAAGGUGAUUGAGAAGAAGGAUUUUGACUGGUAUUAACCUAAGAAGUUAUGUGUGCUUUAAAAGCAGGAACAAAGAAGUCUUUCAUUGUUCUUUCGUUUAACUGAACAAGUGACUAAUGGCCCUUGCAAUGCUUCACCUGGAGGCUUCUGCACAUCCAACCUGUUCAGAAACAAGCUCUUCAUGAAUCACAGCACAGAAGAUUGUAGACCAGAUUAGCCUCAGGCUCUGAGGUUAAAGACGUUUAUCACGCACACUAAAAACAUGUAAUUGGUGUAUUUACAGAUUUCUUUAACUGAAAUUUGUAUCAGGUGGAGUGCAUUUGUUGCUACACUGAAAAUUAAAGAUUCAUUGGAUUUACAAUUUUUUUUUAAGGUAAGUGGUUGUAAGCAAUUUAUAAGGACUGAAUUUAAACAAAUCAAAUUUAGCAAUGUUCAAUUUAAUUUGUUGUUUAAAUUCAGCUUAUAUCAAUUGUUUGCAACAAUAUGCAAUGAAUCUUUUUUUUCAGUGUACUGAAUAUUGUUGUUGUUUUAAAGAUUUUUAUAAGAAACGGCUGACACUUCUAAGGCCAUUUGAGGUUGAAUUUCAUUUUUAAGGUUGUAUACAAAAAAGUCUGGUAACAAAGGUUUUGAAACUAUUAGAGUUGUGAAAUUCAUUACACAGAAAUGUAUAAAUGUAUGAAAACUAAAUGUAUAAAUAUAUUUUAAAUAGGCAUUGAUUUAUAAAAUAUGUUUCAGUUUGAAACACACCAUAUUUGUUCUCAUUUCAUUCAUGGACAUGUUACAAAGCUUGUCUAAUAUUGUUGUUUUUGUCACAAUAAUUUGACUUGAUGCACAAUAUUUGAUGUCAACCACAAAAAGAAAUAUAAAUUAAGUAUAAAAUAUUUAAAAGCUUAUAUUGCCAUCCUAUCUAGACUGUAAAAAUAAACGGUAAUUAUCAGAUUCCA